Messenger RNA from Entrophospora candida, 1620 nucleotides. The record is from the annotation of a GenBank genome assembly. NCBI's taxonomy places the organism in Eukaryota, Fungi, Glomeromycota, Glomeromycetes, Entrophosporales, Entrophosporaceae.
AUGGGAAAAAAAAAUUACGAAAGAAGGACGAUAUUGCUAAUUGGUAGAACAGGAAAUGGAAAAUCCGCAUUAGCAAACGUAAUUAGCGGUAGUGAAAUAUUUAAAGAAAGUGCAGGUUCUAUUAGUCAAACCAGAAGUGCUAAUAUUCAGGAAGUUUUAAUUGAUGGGGUGUUAUUUAAACUCAUUGAUACAGUCGGUCUUGGUGAUACAAAAUUAACUACCCAAGAAGUUCUUUAUAAAUUGGCAGAAGCCGCUCAUUCAAUCAAAGACGGGUUAAAUCAAAUAUUAUUUGUUACAAGCGGAAGAUUCACCAAAGAAGAAGUGGAAUCUUAUGACUUAUUAAGAUCCAUCAUCUUUAACAAUGAUGUUGUCAAGUAUACUACCAUUGUACGAACUACUUUCCCUGAAUUUGAAGAUGUCGAGAAAAAGGUUAUGCACGUAGAUAAUCCACCAUUGAUCGGUCGUGCUAAAGAAACCAACAGAAUAACCAGGAACGAAUCAAGAAAAAGAAUUUUAUUACAUUUAAGUACUUGUAAAGAAGUUUAUAGACCAGAAAAUUUAGAUCAGUUAAACGAAAGGAUUGGAAAUUAUAUGACUGAAAAAGAAAUGCUAGAAAAAAUUGUAGGUAGCAUGGAGGAAGAUUUGAAGGUACAACAAGAAAGAAUGGAAAGACAAGAAGAAGAAAUGACAGGAAAUGGGAAAUCCGCGUUAGCAAAUGUAAUCAGCAACACUGAAGGAUUUAAAGAAAGUUCAGGUUCUACUAGUGAAACCAGGAAUGUUAAUAUUCGAGAAUUUUUAAUUGAUGGAGAAUCAUUUAAACUCAUUGAUACAGUCGGUCUUGGUGAUACAAAACUAACUACACAACAAGUUCUUUAUAAAUUGGCAGAAGCCGCUCAUUCCAUCAAAAACGGGUUAAAUCAAAUAUUAUUUGUUACAAGCGGAAGAUUCACCAAAGAAGAAGUGGAAUCUUACAACUUGUUAAGAUCCGUCAUUUUUGACGAUAAUGUUAUCAAGUAUACUACCAUUGUACGAACUAAUUUUCCCGAAUUUGAAGAUGUUAACAAAGCAUGUAGAAAGGUUCUACAUCUAGAUAAUCCACCAUUGAUCGGUCGUGCUAAAGAGACCAACAGAACAACCAGGAACGAAUCAAGAAAAAGAAUUUUAUUACAUUUAAGUGCUUGUAGAGAAGUUUAUAGACCAGAAAAUUUAGACCAGUUAAACGAAAGAAUUGGAAAUUAUAUGACUGAAAAAGAAAUGUUAGAAAAACUUGUAGGUAGCAUGGAAGAAGAAUUGAGGAUACAACAAGAGAAAAUUGCAAGACAACAAGAAGAAAUGGCAAGACAAAGAAAAGAAGCAGAAAUUAAAAUGAAAAAUUUAGAUGAAGGAAUGCAAAGAGAAAUCAUAAGACGUUUAGAUGAAGCAGACAGAAGAUUUCAAAAAGAAAUGGAAGAACAAAGAAGGGCGAUAGAAGAACAAAAAAGAGCAACACAAGAAGAAAUAAAAAAUUUAAAAAAUCAAAUCGCUCAAAAAUCAAGAGAACAUGUUGAGAAAAAAUGCGGUAUUUUUCAACUAGUCGGUGAAACUCUAGAUAGUUUAGCUUGUGUAUUUAAAUGGUUUUAA